AUGACGGGAAUAAAGGAGAACAAAUCUGAUCAACAUGAAAAGCAAUACUGUACUGGCAGCAUGACUGUAUACUUGGCCCACAACAUCAUUGAGGUGGGUGGUAUCUCUCGAUCCAACCAGGUGUUUAGAGUAAGUUAAACAGAGGCACCCUUCGUGAUUCAUAUGCCCACUGACGGCCUCCACGGAUUUGCCCUUGUUGUUAACAUUAAUGCUGUGACCUGCCCUGGAGGCACCCAGCCCAUCACUGACACUGACACCUCCCUGAUUGUUGGCUCUAGCAGUGGCAUUAACAACAUAAAUACCUGGGUUGGAGCCUCAAUCAACCAGUACAGACAUGUGAGUCUUGGUUCUUCUCACAUCCAGAACAUGCCUGAUGUAACCUUUUCUCUGAAUAAAGAUGGAGUCAUUGUGUCAGCAUCUGCCUAUGCCUGUCCGGUCCGUUAA
Messenger RNA from Melanotaenia boesemani (Boeseman's rainbowfish), 444 nucleotides. RefSeq names its product pepsin A-like. NCBI's taxonomy places the organism in Eukaryota, Metazoa, Chordata, Actinopteri, Atheriniformes, Melanotaeniidae. The record is from RefSeq and is a predicted model, not a curated record.